AAUGUCACGCAAAAAUAAACCAGCGCAGCACAGCUCUUUAAAAACCGUCGGCGUUGAAAAUUUAUCGUCAGUAGAAAUACAAACUUCGAGUGGAUAACAUCUAAGUGAGAAAACGGUAUAACAGAAGUCGUUGACCUUGAUGUUCCGCGAAAACUACCGAGCUUGCAGUUCGUGAGUGAACAGGAGUGCAUGCCUCUGCGCUCCGCCAUUGUGCCGUCAUUAAUCUCUAUCCCUACUCUGUUCGUUUGUGGAGAGGGAGAAUGUAUAAUGUCGUGCUGUAACUCGGUUGCCAUCUUGUUCGGAGUAAAUUUGGUAUAGAAUGGUUUAGAAUUAGAAACACGUUACGGUAUAGUGACUGGCUGGGUAGUUUAGAAACAAUUAUCGUUUAGUGAAAAAAAUAAAACUAUGGAUGAUACUAGCGCUGAUCAAUGCAGACUUUGUUUGUCACAAAAAGAACUAGUUUCAGUGUUUAACUGUGAUAAUGUAAAAGCUAAAAAAAUGGAGGAGUUAAUAUUGUUAACAACUGGAGUUGAGAUUUUGGAGAAAGAUGUAAUCUCUAGGAAAAUAUGUACCAAUUGCAGUAAAGUGGUUAUUAAAAUGCACGAAUUCAGAGAGAGAUCUAUUAGGACUGACAAGUUUCUUAAGGAAAAAUGUAUCGAGCAGUUAAGAGCGACGGAAAUGAAAAUUCCCAACACCAAUGUCACGAUUACAACAAGAAAACGACUUAAAAAAGAAAAAUUGGGCGAUUCCAAUCAUAAUAAUCACAAUAACUGCAAAAAUAAGUUAGAUGAAUCGAAAGAUGAGAAUAAUAGUUAUUCCCAUAAUUCAAGUAUACCUAGAAAAGUGUCGGUUCAUAAAUCAGUGUCAGAACUAUUUUCUCGUCAUCCGAAUAUUAAAUUACGUACUGAUGUUCUGGUUUUCGAUUUCGAUCCCUUUGUUAGCUUAGAAUUAGAUGAAGUAGAAAAAUACUGUAAUGCUAAUAAUAUAGAUUUAAAAUUAGCUACUAAAAGAGCAUUGCAAGUAAAUACUGCUCGUAAAAGGACUAGACCGUUACAUAAUAAAAAAAUCUCGAAUUCGAAUAGUUCUUCAGAAACGAAUAUUUCAGAAGACAAAAUAAUUAGUCCAAAUAAUCUGCAAAGCGAUAAAGAUCAGUUGAAAGUGAGUCCCAUUAGUAUUAAGCUUGUAGAUGAUAGGUAUAAUUUUAAAGUAACUCCUGUUAGUAUCAAACGCACUGAUGAUAACGUAAAGUUUACAGUUAUUUCUAAAGACACAUCUGAACGCAAAAGAGAAAAUAGUGAUAGUGAAGAGACCAUUACUGCCAAAAAAGAAAGCAAAAUUAAAAGAAGAAGAUUAUCUUCGAAUGACUUUACAUCCGAUACAGAACAAACUAAUCCAACAUUAUUUGAAACUUUAGAAUUAAAACCCAGUCAACCUUCACCUAAACAAACAAAGACUUAUAAAUGCAAUAUUUGCUUAUCAGUUCACAAAAACGCAAAGACUCUUAAGCUUCAUUAUCAAGAACAUUUUUGUUGCAGUUUUUGUAAAGCAAGAUUUAGACUAAUCGAACGUAGAAUAAGCCAUGAACAGAAAUGUACCGUAGGUCACGCCUUAAAUAGUAAACCUUACGUCGAAUUAACUAGAGUUGAUUUGGACUCAAAGGUUAAAAACAAAUAUCUUAAUUGUAAUUCUGUCAUCAACAAAAAUAGUACAAAUUGUAACGAAGUUAUAGUAUUAUCCGACGAUGACGAACCAGUUAUUAAGUCUACUAGCGUAUCUAAUUCUUUCACAUCGAAAUCUAAUUCUGAUUUAUCAGUAGGUAUAACUGACGCCCAGAAUAUUCAAAGUAAAGUCAAUAUGUCGGUAACGUCAGUUGCAAAUGAAUUCAGUCGUAUUGAUAAACUGAUUAAUGAAUGUGAAAUGGAAUUGAACAAAGUUACAACACAUUCCUCAGCUAAAUCAAACACAUGUCCACAGUCCCCUGCUACAGUCGGAAACAACGAGAUUUUACCUCAAAUUGAGGUAUCAAGCUCUCCCAAUGUAGAUGUGUUGCCAGUUCAAUAUUCUAGCACAGCAAUAGUGAGGCCCGAUAUUAGAAUAAAAAACGACACUUUACUAAAUACCAAUAAUUUAAAUAGUUCCGAUAUUCCUCUACUACAAGAAUUAUUACGACACGCAAAACGACUCAAUAAGUCUUUAAAAAAACCAACUACUGAGGAUAUAACCAGAAAUGGGACGAUGAAAAAUAUGUUUUUGCAAUUACGCGUGUAUAAAGUUCCAAUAAAUAUUCGACAUGGUGAACAUUGUGUAACCAUCUCUGAACCGGAACCUGACGUAAACAAAGAGGUAACAAUGUGGAAUGACAUAACACCAUUGCCCUUAAUUAAUAAAAAGACAAAUAUGGAUAUCACUAAUAUAACAUUGAAACCAAGUCAAACUGUACCAAUAAAUACCGUAAAUACAAAUAAUCCAGCGACAUUGCAACAUAGUGUUUCAGUUCCGAUUAUUUUGAAUGGUACAGUAUCAAGAAUUAAUCCAACGCUAGCAAAUAUGUUAACGCCCAAUACCCAAUACUCCAAAACGAAUUCUUCAUAUCCAAAUCACACAAUAGUAUCUAGUCCUAAUAUACCUUCACAAUCUUCCUUAACGGUAACAUCUCCUAAUGGUGUUCGAACCGUUUUUUCCCAACGUUUUACCCCCAAUUUUCUUAUUACUUCAAACGCACUUAAUUCUACGAAUAAUACUUCACCAGUGAAUAGUAAUGCCAGUUCUCCACAACUGGUUCCUCGUAAUCUAAACAGCGCAAUAGUUAAUAACGCUACAAAUAAUUCUCGACUAGAAUUUGUACCCCUACCAAGUACAGCAAUUAAUUUAACAAAUAAUAUUUCUCAAUUUUUUAGACCACCUGGCGGUGUCGUUAUGACAAAUAGUCGAUCAGUUUUAAGACCUGCUUCAAAUCCUGUAGUAACUGAUCGUAACAUUAUCACUAACAAUCGUUUGAGUACUUCACCUACCCAAAACAAUGGGCAAUUUGCAUAUUCUAAUAGUAAUAAUCGACAGAUUACUGCACCUAUGUUAAAUAACCAGUGCGUCGUACUUAAUGCUACAGUCGCAAAUGCUAGUACAACUCCGAAUGCAAUUACAAGCAAUAAUAUUCAACAGAAUAUAUUGAACACAACAACUCUUAUGCCAAAUAAUAAUACCAAUAAUAAUUAUAGUACGUCUAGUCCCUGUGAAACUUCUGUUGCACCUAAUAAUUUCACUUUUUCCAAACCCAUCAUUAGAGUUAAAAAUAUAUGUGAAUUAAAAUAAAUUAUUGCCAUUAAAUGGAUUUUUAUAUUUUUUGUAUUAUAUUUAUAAUAAUAAAUUAUUACUGCC
This is a messenger RNA of Diabrotica balteata, 3375 nucleotides long. Lineage: Eukaryota; Metazoa; Arthropoda; Insecta; Coleoptera; Chrysomelidae. The record is from the annotation of a GenBank genome assembly.